This is a messenger RNA of Trichobilharzia regenti, 1569 nucleotides long. Lineage: Eukaryota; Metazoa; Platyhelminthes; Trematoda; Strigeidida; Schistosomatidae. The record is from the annotation of a GenBank genome assembly.
AUGGAAGUUGUGCCACGAUUUGAGUAUGAGGUUGUUAUACCACCUGAAGGUGGAUGCGUUUCAUUGCAAUCUAGUGUUUACCAAUCACUAAAUAAAUGUUCACAAUACACUGAUAAUCAUUUAACUGAAUGCUAUAUUGAUAGUAGUGCAGUGAAUGAAGAAGAUUUACGUUCUACGCAAAAAGUAUUCGGUGGAAGUGAAAAAGCAAACCAGUGUCUUGUGAACGAAGAUGUAGUUUUUUCUGGAUUUCCCCCUGCAUAUCGAGCCCAUUUACAAAGUUUUGAUCAGAUGCGAGGAUGCAGUACAAGUUUUCAUUAUCAUUGUCUUCCUAUUCAACUGAAGUUCCUUCAUUCAAUGCAAAAUUAUACAAUUCUAAGGCAGAUUGGUCUUGGACAGUUUAGUAGCGUUUUCAGAGCAGUGUGCAACCAGCCCUAUGGUCUAAAUGUAGCCUUGAAAGUGAUAAAGGUAGUGUUGCUGGCAGUUAGCUAUAUGUAUAAAAAUUGCACAUUUCGAGUACGCAGUGCGCCAACUCAACGGCACUGUGAAGUAAAGUUAGACGGAUUAUCCGCAUACUCUUCUUUGUCUAAUUUUGAAGUCCAAGGGUCUGUUGGGCAAGGUCAGUUUUCAACUGUGUGGCGUGCAUUCCAUUUUCCAUCUGGUCAGACAGUUGCUAUGAAAAAAAUAAAGAUAUUUGAAAUGGUUGAUGCAAAAGCACGUAAAGAUUGUGUACAGGAGAUAGAUCUAUUGAAGAAAUUAGAUCAUCCAAAUGUUAUACGUUAUUUGGCAUCAUUUGUGGAGAAUAAUGAGUUGAUUAUUGUCUUAGAACUUGCAGAUGCCGGUGAUCUGUCUCAUAUGAUAAAGCACUUUCGUAAGAAAAAACGACUAAUUCCUGAGAAGACUAUUUGGAAGUACUUUGUUCAGAUUAGCAGUGGUUUGGAACAUAUGCACUCUAAGCGUAUUAUGCACAGAGAUAUUAAACCUGCUAAUGUAUUUAUCAAUGCCAAAGGUCAAGUGAAACUAGGCGAUCUUGGACUUGGAAGGUAUUUCAGCUCAAAAACUAUAGCAGCUCAUUCUUUAGUCGGUACACCGUAUUAUAUGUCACCGGAAAGAAUACAUGAACAAGGCUAUGAUUUUGCUUCAGAUAUUUGGUCACUGGGGUGUCUGCUUUACGAGAUGGCAGCGUUACAGUCACCAUUCUACGGUGAAAAAAUGAAUUUAUUUCGUUUAUGUCAAAAGAUUGAACAUGGUGAUUAUUCACCAUUGCCAAAAGAUAUCUACUCAACCGAGCUUCGUGAUCUCGUUAACAUGUGUAUACAGAAAGAACCGUUGGAUAGGCCUAGUAUUACACAUGUGCAUAAUAUAGCUAAACAGAUGCAUGAAUUACUGAAUGAAAAAUUUUCAACCGAUACUUCAUCAACAUCAACUCAAAUGAUAGAUUCUCGACCAUCGUCUGCUACUGUAACCUCCACUACUGUUGCUUCUUCUUUCCAUCCUCCUAAUCCUAUUCCAUUAUGUAGUAAUGAGAUACCAGGAGAGAAUCACACUGAUAGUCUGACAUCUCUUCAUUAA